UUUAAAGACCGUGCCGCGGUCCCACUGCACAAUGGUCGCCAACAGCUGAUUCGUAUAUAAACAAAAAUAAAUAUCGUGCACACUAUUCAGCAAAAUUGCUAUUUAGCUGCAAAAUACGCCUUCGAUGGCGUCUACAACGAAGUGCCGUGUGUGCAUUUGCUCACUCGAUGCAACAGCUGCCAUUUACGAUAUGCGCAAACUACCGAAACUGGAGCACAAGUUUGUCACCUGCACCGAUCUUUCCGUCUCCGAUGAGAUGCGGGUGCCCAGCGAACUAUGUCAAGCUUGUCACGACCAAUUGGAACGUUUGUACGCAUUCCGUGCCAAGUGUAUUGCAGCAGAUACUAAGUGGCGCAUGGAAAUUCUGGCAUUCUGCGAUGAUGAAGAAGUUAAGGAUAGUGGAAAAGAGUUGAGUGCAGAGGUGAAGGAAGUUGCAGCAAAUGAAGCGGAUGAGCCACAUGAAGACAAUACAGAGCAGCAAGCUGAGGCAACAACACCAACACCAAAUAACACUGCUCCCGUUGAGCUGCCUUUGUUGCCACAGUCGAAGACCAUCUUCAAAUGCGACAUCUGCGCCACCCAGUUUUUAGAGGAGCAUCGUCUGCAGGCUCAUAAACGACAACAUGGCCUAAUGCCCUAUCCUUGCCCCGAACCAGGUUGUGAUCGUGGCUACAGCCACAAAAAUACGCUCAGCGUUCACAUGCGCAAAUGCCACAAACUGGGAAAGGAGCACAAAUCCCAUGUUUGCGAGUAUUGCGGCAAAACAUUUGACACGAUGUGGCGUCUCAAGAAUCAUCGCUUCACGCACAAAGACAAAUCAGAGCUGCCCUAUGUCUGCGAGGAUGCGGGUUGCGGUCGCCGCUUCUCCAGUAAACAGCUGCUCAAAGUGCACAUGAUGCGGCAUGCGGGCAUCAAGAAUUACAGAUGCACUUACUGUGGUGUGGAGAAGACAACGCGCACUGAGCUCAAGAUUCACCUGAACUAUCAUACGCUGGAACGCACCUACUGUUGUCGCAUCUGUUCCAAGGUGUGUAACAGUUCCAGCAAUCUGAACUUGCAUAUGCGCACCGUGCAUGAACGCUCCAAGAACUAUCCCUGCACCUAUUGUGAUCGCAUCUUUAAUCAACCGUCGCUGUGCAAGCAACACGAGCUCAUCCACACCGGUGAGAAGCCGCAUGAGUGCGAGAACUGCGGCAGGCAUUUCAGACAGAAAGCGGCACUUCGCACGCAUCGCAAGAUUCACGAGCGACAAAGCAGUGAAUCAGCUCCCAACACGUCGUCACAUGGAGCAGCUGGUGUAUCAGGACCUGCACUAAACCCAUAUGAAUGAGCAAUAAUGGUUAAGUCUAGAGAUUACCCAUUUAAGAUAUAUUACUUUAAGUACUAUUCAAAGAGCGCAUUGUAUUAUUAGAUGCAGGUAAUCUGAACAAACUUGUACUUUUAAAUAUGGCGCUCUUUACAUUACGAUGACAUCGCUGUGAAGCUCUUAUCGAUUAUCGAUAUAUACCUCACAGACUUGUCAGAAAAAAACAACAAACCAUUCGGCAAUUUAUAUUUCAAUGCAAUAAAUUG
Messenger RNA from Drosophila nasuta, 1572 nucleotides. Its product is annotated as zinc finger protein OZF-like. The record is from RefSeq and is a predicted model, not a curated record. The transcript is spliced from 2 exons. Gene Ontology annotation, molecular function: DNA-binding transcription factor activity, RNA polymerase II-specific; RNA polymerase II transcription regulatory region sequence-specific DNA binding; zinc ion binding. NCBI's taxonomy places the organism in Eukaryota, Metazoa, Arthropoda, Insecta, Diptera, Drosophilidae. The coding region runs from base 125 to 1330 and encodes 401 amino acids. Gene Ontology annotation, biological process: regulation of transcription by RNA polymerase II. Gene Ontology annotation, cellular component: nucleus.